CAGAGGACUCGGUCGAUUGGGCGGUUAAGGUUGAAGCAACCUCCAACAUCCAGCCCUAAACAGAAGUGAUUUCUUCAUUUUCGACACUGAUGAACCGCGUACAUUAGCUUCUUCCCUUAUCCUUUGCGCCGGAGACUCAGAUGGGAGUCGAUCUACCAAAACCCUCACUCUCACCAUGAAGUGGCUCCAAUCCAAAGGACGUCGGCUUGGACUCCUCUUUCCCCAAAACCCAAACCGAUCGGUCCUAAAGAAGCAACCGCCAGCCACAGGCCUAGGUGAUCACCACAAAUUCGAUGGUGCUACGGGUCAGAUCUACUUGGAAUCGACUGCCGCUAUUCAAACUUCCGACGACUCCAAUUGGACGCGACAAACUGAACUCGUUGUUGGUCCUGAAUAUCGCAAUAGUGGAGAUGCUCAUAGCUUCGUCUCAACUACAGAUCACAAUGAAUUAGAUCUUGGAGCGUACCACCAUCAUCUUGACGGACUGAAGAAUACUCGAAUUAGAGGGGCGAAAGGAGCUCGAUCUUUACAAGACUCAGCAAUUGAGUGCAUUCUUCACAACAUUUCCGAUGUCACCUAUGAGGGCAUUUCCUGUCUACCACUUUCUCUUGUCCGACAACUCUGGCACGCCGUUAGCAAAAGGUAUGUCAUUUAUGGUUUUCGGUGGAUAAAAUUUUGAACUUCAAAAUUAUCAUCUAAUUCGAGAUUAUAUCGCUAACUUAUCUGUUACAGAUGUCUUGUAUCCUUCGAUACCUGGCUAAUGUUCUCCAAACUUCUCCGAAAAGAGGAUGGAGCAACUCUGAGCCUGCAUAGGUACCGUCAAGCCAUUGAGAAACCACUAUCCAGUCUUCAUGUAUAUACCACCCCGCUCACUUCAACUUCUUUCGAAUUCAUCGCUUCGUUGAGUAUCACUUCCUCCGUCGAUCUUCCAAACCUUGUCAAAAUAUCCAAGAUUGUCAAUCUAGGUGUACUUGAGAUUAUCAACGAUACUACUAAAGACCUUCUACUUCCCGUCAGCGACCGUCUUCUUCGGGCUUGGCAUAUGUCUACUCUGAACGAUGGAACCUUCCGAGUCCUCAGAAUUAUGAGACUUUGGAAUCACAAAGAACUGACCAAUAAAUCUCUUGCAUUUAUCAAUAGUUUCCCCGUGCUAGCUAUUUAUGACGUUCGAGGUUGCCCUUUUGAGGGUACAAAGAUUGACACCAAAAACCUAGGAUGGAGAUCCAACGUGGAACCAAAUGUCCUUGACCUGCUGGAAGCUGCUUGUGUCGAAAGAACAAUGAUCAUGCGAGAGUCUAUGGGUGUUGAAAGUAAGCCUGUUCGCAGAGCUAGUGCUCGUCAGUUACGAGACGAUGCAACUACAAAAAAGAUGCCCCGUGCUGAAACUCAAGCAUUUCUGACAAGAGAAGAGACAUGUGUUCGAGGAUCACCCAUUGCGGAUUACGAUAAAAUGCAACGAAAGGUCAAUUCGGUCAUCAAGAGAGAGAAAGCCGUCAUUGGACACGACAUGGUUUGGAUGUUUCUAGAUAACAGUAUUCAUUCCAAGACUCGAGCACUGGAGACAUGGGAAUUUACCACAUACACCUCAUUCGCUAGGAUUGGAGAGUUGAGGAAUGACACUGAUUUGGCGAGAUCAGGAGUUGACAUUGGAGAUGAUGCCAUUCUUGUUGGCAACGAUUUCAUCCCACCGGUUCCUUUGGUGUCCUUACGGCUUGGUCCUAUCCCACUUGAGCUUCAGGUCAAUAAGAAUCUACACAAGCCUUUCUAUACUAGUGUGUAUUCGGAAGAGUUUAAUGAGCCAACAUUCAAGUAUGAUCCAAAGGAGAAGCAUGAUACACCAAGUUCCCGGACCCUCUCUUUUAUUAGAAUCAAACUCUCACUGCCUGUUCAGAAGAAGCUCGAAGUCACCUCUUCUGAAAAGUCCCAAUCGGUCGUUUGUGCGAACGUGGUUCCAAUCGCAUCUGAUACAGCGUCACCAUCGUCUUUGCCCAGUCCCGCUAAACGAAGAAGAACCAGUAUCAUGAAGAACAAGAAGAAGAAUCUCGGUGAUAUGCUCAAUUCGUUUCGCUAAUUCUUUCUCACUUCCAGGGUGGUUACGGAAGGUCAUGCAUUGGGUGGUCCUGGGAUGUGGGCUAUUUCAAAGAAUCGGAGUUUUUUUUCGGAGGAAUAUGGCGUUUGUUGGUUACGAUUUGUUUAAGAUACCCUGUGUUGAGUACUGCGAAGAUGCAAAGCAGAAUGGAUCAUGAGAUUGCAUGCAUAUUUUUCCAUUUCCUUCUUUUUUUUCCGUUGCUACCUGUAUGUAAAGAUAGCUUCUGGUGGUUGUGCAUGAGUGCUCAUAAAGUCAUAGACUCGAAGAAAUGAAGAAAUGAAUACCUUUCCAAUUGACAUACGCGCAAAACCAACGAUUCAUCAGAGAAGUGGGUCGUUCGUAUAUAUACAGUACUCUCCACGUACUCCAAUCAUUUCUCCUUCCGCCUCGUAUACAGUAGAGUAUUUUCUACCGUCCUCAGACCGCGAAUAGAACACCGUCCCCAGUUUUACAUUGUAAGAUUACUCACGAGUUAUCUCCCCUGAUGGAUCAUGGAUCAUGGGUACUAAGAACCGUUUCUGCUGUUGUCUGAGAGGUGGGUUUUAUAACGAAAUAGAAUGGAAUGGAAUGACACAAGGAAGUGUAUGGAAUAUUGUAAUGAUGUAUGAGGAGGAGGUAGUUGUG
This is a messenger RNA of Hymenoscyphus albidus, 2713 nucleotides long. NCBI's taxonomy places the organism in Eukaryota, Fungi, Ascomycota, Leotiomycetes, Helotiales, Helotiaceae. The record is from the annotation of a GenBank genome assembly.